AUGGAUAAGCAAGAAAUCUACUUCGCAAGCUUCGGCUCUGUGGUUCUCGAUGAGAUUCACUUCCCCGGCCAAGAACCCCUCACGAAUGUCCUGGGCGGAUCCGGAGCUUAUGCCAAGAAAUUCAAGUACACCACCCCUCUAAUUUUGACGGAAGAAGAGAAACUGCGUGACAACCUCGUCCUAAGCUCAAAGGCUUUCCAUUACCUUGCCAGCCCCGCGGACCUGAAACCGCGAAUUUUAAAACUCAUCGCAAUUCGAGCGCAGAUGGGGAUAUCGCGUCGUCCCUUAAUCAUCUGGGAACCAUCCCCUCUUACAUCCAACCCAGAUAACCUCCAAUCCUGUCUUGAAGUCGCAAAACUGGUCGAUGUCUUUAGCCCAAACCACUUGGAGCUUGCUGCUACCUUUCGGGUCUCGUACUCUAAAGAGACGCAGAAAUCCGAGAUUGAAACGUUGGCUUUAGAGGUGCUCAGCAGUGGUGUUGGCCCCGAUGGAAAUGGAGUGGUGGUUAUUCGAGCUGGUGAGAAUGGUUGUCUUGUGCAGUCACGGGAUGUUGAUCCUAAAUGGCUGCCUCCAUUCUAUGUAGCAGCCGUGGGAGAAAAUCAAGCAUCCGGAGUGGUUGAUCCGACUGGGGCUGGAAAUGCAUUUUUAGGUGCCUACUCUAUAGGUUACCUUGAAACUGGAGAUGUUAUCGAAGCUGCUUAUUAUGGGUCUGUCGCGGCGUCGUUCGCGUUAGAGCAGGUAGGCAUGCCGAGGAAGAACAAUGAAGGGAAGGACUCGGAAGAACUAUGGAAUGGCGCUAGAGUCCGCGAACGAUUGGAUCAAUAUAAAGAUAGACAGGAAUCCACCAACUAG
Messenger RNA from Penicillium manginii, 852 nucleotides. RefSeq lists its product as uncharacterized. NCBI's taxonomy places the organism in Eukaryota, Fungi, Ascomycota, Eurotiomycetes, Eurotiales, Aspergillaceae. The coding region runs from base 1 to 852 and encodes 283 amino acids. The transcript has 2 exons. The record is from RefSeq and is a predicted model, not a curated record.